AUGUCGGCACCCACGCCUCCCCGACCGCCAGUCUCUCCAGACUCUGGCCCAACCGACCCUACUCUGCCAAAGCUGCCUGGCGGCUGGAUCGCCCAAUGGGAUAACACGUCUCGAAAGUACUACUACGUGCAAAUCAGCACCGGCGUGUCGCAAUGGGAGCUUCCCACCACCGAGGCCCCCAUGGGCGCCGGCUCGCACAGCGGCACUCCCGCGCAGAACACGAACCCGUACAAGCAGCCGUUGGAAGGAUCCCAAGGCCCGGGAGCUGCUGAGGGGACAAGGGGUGUAGACGGAAAGACUGGCGACCGCGCUGGAGGCCUCGGAGGCUUCGCGAUCAACGCGCUCACCGGCGGCAAGCAGAGCGGACACGGCUCUGGAGGCGGCGGCGGAAACCUCGUCGGCCAGCUCGCAGGAUCACUCCUCGGUGGUGGAAAGCAGUCGCACGGCAGCAGCGGACAGGGAAGUGGAGGCUCGGGAAACCUCGUGGGACAGCUUGCGGGAUCGCUGUUAGGGGGCGGGAAGCAGAGCCAUGGAACCCAGCAGUCUGGUCAUGGCGGGUCGAGUCACGGAUCAGGCGGCCUUGGCGGCAUCAUUGGAGGAGUACUGGGUGGAGGUUCACACAACAAGCCCCAAGAUUACGGUUACAGCCACACCACUUCGCAAGGUGGAACCUACACCGGCACCGCACCUCCAACGUCCUAUCAGCCUUCUGGUUCGCACGGCGCAACUCCAAGCCAGCACUCUCCCCAUCCAGCUGGAGGUUAUGGCCACGACCAGCAGCACCAGCAAGCCGGCUACGGACAACAAGCUGGCUAUAGCCAACCCCAAUCCUACGCCGCACCCGGCGGCCCGAACUACAGCUCCCCGCCGCCCUCGCACUCCCACCAAGCUCCCUACGGCGGAGCCCAGAACUACGACCAACACCAGCACAACCAAUACGGCGGGGCUCCACCGCAGCAGGCCUACAAUGGCAGUCCUGGGUAUGGGCAGCAAGCCGGAUAUGGCGGUCCCGGAUAUCCCUCGUACCAGCCGCCGCAAGGGCAGCAUGCCGGGUACGGCGGGCCUGCGAAUUACGAUGGGCAUAACCCGUACGGUGGACAACCUCAGUAUCCGCCCCCGCCACAGCAUCAGCAGACCUAUGGGGGACAUGGGGGUGCGCCGCAGCCGGGCUGGUAA
This is a messenger RNA of Trematosphaeria pertusa, 1176 nucleotides long. RefSeq lists its product as uncharacterized. Bases 1 to 1176 code for a protein of 391 amino acids. The record is from RefSeq and is a predicted model, not a curated record. Lineage: Eukaryota; Fungi; Ascomycota; Dothideomycetes; Pleosporales; Trematosphaeriaceae. The transcript has 5 exons. Gene Ontology annotation, molecular function: protein binding.